Messenger RNA from Talaromyces rugulosus, 3852 nucleotides. RefSeq lists its product as uncharacterized. NCBI's taxonomy places the organism in Eukaryota, Fungi, Ascomycota, Eurotiomycetes, Eurotiales, Trichocomaceae. The transcript is spliced from 4 exons. Bases 1 to 3852 code for a protein of 1283 amino acids. Gene Ontology annotation, cellular component: membrane. The record is from RefSeq and is a predicted model, not a curated record. Gene Ontology annotation, molecular function: ATP binding; ABC-type transporter activity; ATP hydrolysis activity. Gene Ontology annotation, biological process: transmembrane transport.
AUGGCAAACAUGAGGGACCUGGAAGGGAUUCCAUUGGAAUCCCGGCCAGAGAUCACGUCCACUCCCCAAAACAUAUCCGAAGCGCAGAAAACGAUCCUGGACGACCAGAUUCGCGUCGACAAACCCAAAGUUGGCUAUUUCCAGAUCUACAAGUUUGCAAGUGGCAGCGACCUGGCCAUUCUCGCCGCGAGCACGAUUUGCGCCAUCCUGCAAGGCGCAGCAUUACCUUUAUUUACCGUUUUCUUCGGACAAGUGACCACCUCGCUCAAAGAUGUUGCGAUUGGCAGCAUCUCGUACGAUCACUUUUACCACGAGCUGACCAAGAACGUGCUCUAUUUCACAUACCUCGGCAUAGGCGAAUUCGUCGUGAGUUUCCUUGCGACUCUCGGUCUCGUAUACACGGGCAACUCGGUGACGCAGAAGAUUCGCGUGCAAUACUUCAAGGCGAUACUGCAGCAAAACAUUGCCUUUUUCGAUGUCCUGGGCACGGGCGAAAUCACAACUCGCAUCACCGGGGACAUGCAUCUCAUCCAGGACGGCAUCUCGGAGAAACUCAGUCUGGUGCUCGCCGGCGUGGCCAGUUUUGUCACUGCGUUUAUCAUCGCGUAUGUGAAAUACUGGAAGCUGGCUCUCAUCUGCACGGCUACUCUCGCCACGCUGCUGCUGGUCAUGGGCAGCGGCUCCAUCGUCUCGGUCAUUUACGGCAAACGAGCACUCGAAAAGUACGGACAGGGUGGAAAUCUGGCAGACAAUGCAUUUGAAUCGAUUCGCACAGUGGUGGCAUUCGGGGCGCAUGACACUCUGGCAGCAAAGUACGACAAGUACAUGCGAGAGGGAGAGCGCUUUGGUCGAGUUCUUCAGAUUUCGUUUGCGCUAGUCAUUGGUGCACUACUCUGCAUCAUGUAUCUCAACUAUGGACUCGGCUUCUGGAUGGGAUCUCGGUUUAUCGUCGAUGCCGACUCGAGUCUCGCUCCGGGGGACAUUCUCACAAUCAUGAUGGCGAUUAUUCUCGGGUCGUAUAGUCUUGGAAACGUCGCUCCGAAUCUGCAGGCAUUUUCCGAUGCAGUCGCCGCAGCGUCCAAAGUGUUUAGUGCCAUUGAUCGCGUUUCGCCGUUGAAUCCAUGGUCCACCGAAGGCACGAAGCUGCGUUCUCUGAACGGUAAUAUCGAGUUUCAAGACGUGAAGCACAUCUAUCCUUCAAGGCAAGAAGUAACGGUUUUGGAUUCCUUCAACAUCACCAUCCCAGCAGGGCGAACAACUGCCUUUGUCGGACCUUCUGGGUCUGGAAAGAGCACGAUUAUCGGGCUGAUAGAGCGGUUUUAUACCCCGAUCGGAGGCCGCAUCCUGGUCGAUGAACACGAUAUCCAGACGCUGAAUCUACAUUCGCUACGCCAGCAGAUAUCGCUUGUUUCGCAGGAGCCACAGCUGUUCUCGGCCACCAUUUUUGAAAACAUCCGCUACGGUCUGACGGGAUCCGAGUAUGAGGACGAGCCCAAGAACAAAAUCCAACAGCGCGUUGUGCAUGCCGCCAAGCUGGCCAAUGCCCAUGACUUUAUCAUGGCCCUGCCAGACGGAUACGAGACGCAUAUUGCUUCGUUUUCGCUCUCUGGUGGCCAGAAACAGCGUAUUUCUAUUGCUCGUGCUGUGGUCAAGGAGCCCAAGAUUUUACUGCUUGACGAGGCCACGUCGGCCCUCGAUACCAAGUCCGAAGCCCAUGUGCAGGUGGCUUUGGACAAGGCGGCCGAAGGGCGAACGACUAUAAUCAUUGCUCACCGUCUAUCGACGAUCAAGAACGCGCACAAUAUUGUCGUUCUGGUGGACGGAAAGAUUGCCGAACAGGGAACACACAAAGAGCUCACAGAGCAGCACGGAACCUAUUUCAAUCUCGUACAGGCCCAGCAUAUCAACGAGGACAGACACGACGACGAUGCGGCCGAGGACGACGAUCUUGAUCUCUUAUCAGUGUCCGACGACACACGAAUCCCAGGGCCUUUUGACAGCGAUGUACAACUAUUCAAACCAAAGCCAAUGAGCAGAGACAUGACCAAUGCGUUUCAAUCCGAACUGACUCAAUCAACCUCUCGCUACUCUGUCUUUUCGCUCAUCAAGUUUAUUGCCGGGUUUAACUACCCCGAGCGUCAUAUUAUGGUAUUGGGUCUUCUCCUGUCGGUGCUCGCUGGGGCAGUCCAGCCCUCGCAGGCUGUUAUGAUGGCCAAGUGCGUCAGUACAAUCACGCUCCCGGAAUCCGAAUUCGACAAGCUGCGCCAUGAUACCGAUUUCUGGUGUCUCAUGUUUCUCAUGUUGGGGCUGGUCACUUUUCUGCUGUAUGGCGUGCAAGGAAUCAUCUUUGCAUUGAGCUCGGAGAAGCUACUCCGUCGCGCACGAAGCAAGACUUUCCGGGUCUUGCUGAACCAAGACAUAACCUUUUUCGACAAAGAAGAAAACGCCACCGGCGCUCUCACGUCGAUUCUCACCACCGACACCAAGAGCCUGUCCGGCAUCAGCGGCGCAACUCUGGGGACGCUACUAAUCAUGAUCGUCAACUUGCUCGGCGCUCUCGUCGUCGCCCUCAUUCUCGGCUGGAAGCUCGCGCUCGUCUGCAUCUCGGCCGUGCCAGUGCUCAUCCUCAGCGGAUUUCUGCGCAUCUGGGUUCUCAACAAGUUCCAAUCGCGCUCCAAAAAGGUGUACCAGAGCUCCGCCAGCUUUGCGAGUGAAGCCGCGUCGGCGAUUCGCACUGUUGCCUCGUUCACGAUGGAGACGGUCAUGCUGGACGCGUACGCGAGCAAGCUGGAGACUCAGCUGCGCGAGAAUGUCCCGUCCAUUGUCAAGUCGGCGUUUCUGUAUGCCAGCUCCGAGGCAGUGCAGUUCUUCUGCAUGGCUCUCGGGUUUUGGUACGGCGGCACGCUGGUCGGUCACCACGAGUACUCCAUUUUCAAGUUUUAUGUCUGCUUCAGCGAGGUGAUUUUCGGCGCGCAGGCCGCGGGCAGAAUCUUUUCGUAUGCGCCGGGCAUGAGCAAAGCCAAAAACGCCGCGGCAGAAUUGAAGUUGCUGUACGAUAGCAAGCCGCGCAUCAGCUCCGAGGAGAAGAAGCAGCAAACUGCUUUGAACAUCCAAGGCGCUAUUGAAUUUCGGAACGUGCAUUUCAAGUACCCCAGCAGAAUGAACACCCCGGUUCUUCAGGGUCUGAAUCUUACGAUCCGGCCCGGACAGUAUGUGGCCCUGGUAGGCGCCAGUGGCUGUGGGAAGAGCACAUGUAUAGCGCUACUCGAACGCUUUUACGAUCCGCUGGCCGGAGCAGUGCACGUCGACGGCAUGGAUAUCACGCAGCUGGGCAUUGGCUCGUACAGAAAGAAUCUGGCAUACGUUGGCCAAGAGGCAGCGCUUUUCGAGGGCACGAUUCGUGAAAACAUUCUUCUGGGCUGUGACCCAAGCGAAAUCUCGGAAGAAGCCCUAAUCGCCGCGGCCCAGGACGCAAACAUAUACGAUUUCAUCCUGUCUUCCCCACAAGGCUUUGACACCGAAGUCGGAAACAAAGGACGCAUGCUCUCCGGCGGCCAAAAGCAGCGCAUCGCCAUCGCGCGCGCUCUCCUACGAAACCCGCGAAUCCUGCUCCUCGACGAAGCCACCUCGGCGCUCGACUCGGAGUCUGAGAAAAUCGUGCAAUCAGCCCUGGACACGGCUGCUCGAGGCCGCACGACGAUUGCCGUGGCGCAUCGGCUGAGCACGAUCCAGCGCGCCGAUGUCAUAUACGUGCUGGACAGCGGACGCAUUGCCGAGGUUGGAUCGCAUGCUGAGCUGCUGCGGAAAAAGGGGAGGUACUAUGAGCUGGUGAAUUUGCAGAAUCUGGGGUAG